Molecule: messenger RNA, 2988 nt
Organism: Paramacrobiotus metropolitanus
Lineage: Eukaryota; Metazoa; Tardigrada; Eutardigrada; Parachela; Macrobiotidae
Product: atrial natriuretic peptide receptor 1-like
Exons: 20
Coding region: 1-2961 (986 amino acids)
Biological process (GO): receptor guanylyl cyclase signaling pathway; cGMP biosynthetic process; intracellular signal transduction
Molecular function (GO): peptide receptor activity; guanylate cyclase activity; protein kinase activity
Source: RefSeq, a predicted model, not a curated record
AUGGAAGCCGAUGGCCGUAAUGGCUACCUGGAACGUGUACCGACGAUGGAUUUAUUAGUGGAGCAUUUGCGCCAACAGUAUGAUGUGUUUAUCAAUACAACACACAUCCCGCUGAAUUAUAACAAAGCCCUUGAAGGGAACAAAUCGCUAGUGCCGGCGUAUUAUAAAGAAACCGGCAAUGAUGGACGCUGUGAUGGGCCGAAAUCCAAUAUCCAGAGCGUAUUUUGGCCGUUCUAUUACACCCAUCAGGAUAUGUUCGAGGCGCCGUGGGACGAGCAAGUGACGAUCGUCAUGACGUCAGGUGGUUACAGGGAGCUCAGAGCAUGCGAAGAAGCGGUAAUGGAACUAGCGUAUGCCACUACCGGCGUCAAUGUACCGAUGAUGGUCACCGCACCGGAUACGCGCCUGGCUGACGUCAAGCGUUUUCCCACGGUGCUGAACAUGUUCUCCAUGCCGGAUUUUCUCUUUGUCGCCACCCUGACCACCAUGGCUGAUAAGUACAGCUGGAUGGAGAUGACGGUGCUGUGUACGCCGGAGCGUUCCUUCCAGAACAAAAUGUGUCACGAGAUAUCCGGGCAUCUGGCACGGAUGAAAAGCGGACUGGAAUUGUUUACCACGUAUCUGGCGGUUGACAGCAGCAAUGCCACCAGUGCCGGGAUUUAUGAAGCGGGACUGAAACUGGUUAAAGAACGUCGUGUUACGUUGCUGUUACUGCCUCCUAACAUUAUCCGGCAUUUCCUGAUCGCAGCAUUGGAAAAUGGUCUCAUCAACGGUGACUAUGUGUUCAUUGCCUUUCAAAUUGUUGGAAUUCCUGCCAACGACGAUUUGUACCGACAAGAUGACCACACCGUGAAUGACACGUUGCUGAGAGCAACCUUUAAAUCCUUAUUGAUGGUGGCGGAUGGAUCGGCUGGCGCGGACAGCGGUAUCAGUUCGUUUUUCCACAAAUUAAUUGAGGAAUUCCGCAAGCGAUACAACUGGACGCUGGAUGUCGGCCACAUGAAUGUCGCCGACCCUCUCUGGCUGUAUGAGCAACUCCAAGUGUUUGCGCAGGUUUUCCUAGAAAUACAAGACGAGUUGCCGUACCUCCGCGGGAAAGACUUCAUCAGAAAAUUCCUGGAUCGAACUUACACAGUGGCUAGCAAAAUUAUGACCUUGAGUCAGGAGGGACAGAUGCUCAGUUUGGUUUCUAUUCGACGAUUCAACAACGAAUUAAACCGAUUCGAAACGCAACUGACCUAUGAUCCGCAAAGUGGCUACCUUAACGACACGCAGUUGUCGUGGUACACUCUAGGCAACAAGCUGCCUGCGGAUUUUCCCCUGUGUGGUCUGCACGGCGAAAACUGUUGGUACACUCGAUCACCGGAAAUUCCGAUUAUUCUGCCUGCAUUAACUGUUGCCAUCGUCAUAACGGCGGUGUUGAUUGCUCUGGUGAUGCGCCAGAAGGCGCACCAAAAACAAUUAGCCAAACUGUUCAUCCCCCGCGAUGACGUGACCUUUGAUGGCACAACAGAGCCUGGCUACACGAUGCAGAUCAGCGAAGACUCACCGCUGGGAAUUCUCACACAAAUUCGCACGCAUAAAGCGUUCUGCAAACUGCUAAUCAAUACACAGAAGCGUUAUCUAAUUCGAAACACAAAAUUCUGCCAAACGCUGGCGACAGUUUCAGAGCUGCAUAAUCGAUACAUUGCACAAUUUUACGGAAUUCUUGUCGAGAGCACAACGUGUUAUUUAGCAUACGAAGCGACAGAAAAGGCGACCCUGCGCCACGUCAUUCAACGAAGCAGUCAUUUUCUCGACGCUGAUUUGAAGACCUACUGGAUUACCAAUUUAAUUGAAGGAGUCGUUUUUGUACAUAAAUCCCCACUGAAAAGCCACGGGAUGUUGUCCAUCGACGUCUGCCUCAUCGAUUCGCGCUAUACUAUCAAGAUCUCCCUAACCGGAUACAAGCAGUUAUAUGAAACUCUGUGCAAAGAUUCUCCAACCGAUGCCUGUGAUACGCGUCAACUGGGAUUGAUAUUCGCUCAGCUCUUUGGAAGUGCUAACAUUUCGGGCGAGGUAAUACCACGUCCCAAUGCAACCAUUCCGCCACAUGUGCAGAACCUAAUCAAUGAGUGCCUUGCCGAAGAAACCGACGAGAAAUUGCGCAAGGGUGUUUUAUUCAAACGCCUGAAAUCACUGACGCAAUCGAAAAAUAACAUAGUAGAAUUGUUACUCCGCCGUCUGGAUGAGUACGCGCAGUCGCUGGAAGGCUCGGUGAUGGACCGCACCGAGAUGCUCAUCAAAGAAACACAGAAAGUCGACAUCUUACUGCGGGAAAUGUUUCCCAGCGCGAUUGUAUCGCGGCUGCGUAACCGGGACCUGGUCUUACCGGAACUGUUCGACUCUGCUACAGUUCUCUUCAGUGAUAUCCCGGCGUUUGCUGGUCUGGUGACGGUGCUGCAUCCUAUGCGCAUCGUGGAACUGCUCAACACGAUGCAUAGUCGGUACGAUGAGAUUGUCGGACGGUUCGAUGUGUAUAAAGUGGAAACUAUCAGCGAUUCCUACGUGGUUGUCAGCGGCGUUCCGCAGCGAAACGGCAUCGCUCACGCCACGGAGCAGUGCGCGUUCGCGUUGAAUCUCGUAUUAGUUGGUCAGAGUGUCAAGGAGCUGUUGCACGAUAUGGACUUCUUGGCUGUGCGCAUCGGCAUCAACUCCGGUCCAGUUGUGGCAGCGAUAGUUGGUUUGCGGAUGCCACGCUACUGCUUGUUCGGAGAUGCGAUGAAUACUGCAAGUCGCAUGGAAUCACAUGGAGCUGCAAAUAUGGUGCACGUCACUACAACGACCAAACGCCUGGUGGAAUCAGUGGAUUCGCAGCGCUUUCUGUUCGAACCUCGUGGCUCAGUACUGAUAAAGGGAAAAGGGCUAUUGGAAACGUUUUGGCUGAUUCAUGAUUCCGGCGCCCUGACAAGAACAAAUUGACGGUUGUCAUCUCUAAUCUAAUCUGUA